Molecule: messenger RNA, 1820 nt
Organism: Prunus avium (sweet cherry)
Lineage: Eukaryota; Viridiplantae; Streptophyta; Magnoliopsida; Rosales; Rosaceae
Gene: NRT2.7
Product: high affinity nitrate transporter 2.7
Biological process (GO): transmembrane transport
Cellular component (GO): membrane
Molecular function (GO): nitrate transmembrane transporter activity
Source: RefSeq, a predicted model, not a curated record
UGAAAAGUUAAUGGUAUAUAUGAUGCCACACAUUCCUACACACACAAAUCUUCAACUUUAAAAGCACCAAUAUAUGUUACCAAAAUGAACAACAUCACACACAGAAAGAACAGCUACCAUGAGUAAAAGCACUUUUGCGUGCUGAAGCUGGCUCCUUCUCUUUCCUUAUUCUUUACACAUCGCUACUCCGAAAAGCAGAAAUAUUCUGAGAAUCAAAUUCACCAAGCCAAUUAAUUAACCGCCACCAUGGAAGCUGAAGCUAAUCCUGAACAAGCAGAUCAUCUGUUUUCAUUACCAGUAGAUGCUGAUCAAAAGGCCACAGAGUUUAGGCUAUUUUCAAUUGCGCCACCGCACAUGCUCGCCUUCCACCUUGCAUGGCUCUCUCUCUUCUCCAACUUCUUUUCCACCUUCUCCAUCCCUCCCCUCCUCGCCGUCAUCCGCGACGACCUCAAUCUCACGGACACGGACACCGGCAGAGCCGGCACGGCCGCCUUCCUCGGCUCCAUCUUCUCCCGCAUUGCCAUGGGCCCCAUCUGCGACCUCGUGGGCCCGCGCAUCGCCAUCGCCACCGUCUCCCUCAUCACCGCUCCCGUCAUCCUCUCCACCUCCCUCAUCUCCUCCCCGCACUCCUUCAUUGCCCUCCGCUUCCUCACCGGCUUUUCGCUCGCCAACUUCGUCGCCAACCAGUUUUGGAUGAGCUGCAUGUUCUCCGGCUGCGUCGUCGGCCUCGCCAACGGCUUCUCUGCCGGCUGGGCCAACAUGGGAUCCGGCGUCACCCAGUUGGUCAUGCCCCUCAUUUAUACUCUCAUCAUGUCCUUCAACGUACCGUCCUUCACAGCUUGGAGGCUUGCAUUUAUUGUGCCCGCAGUUUUCCAAGCUGUCACAGCCUUAUUGGUCCUGGCUUUCGGGCAAGACGUACCUUCUGGGAGCUACAGAAGCUCGAAGAAGGUUAAUAUUGGCAGUAAGUCCGAAGACAAAGAGAGCUUGUGCAAUGUUUUCUGUCACGGGGCCAAGAAUUACAGAGCUUGGAUUUUGGCUUUGACUUAUGGGUUCUGUUUUGGGGUGGAGAUGACGACUGAUAAUAUUAUAGCUCAGUAUUUCUACGACAGGUUUGAUGUGAAUAUUCAAGUGGCGGGGAUCAUAGCGGGGAGCUUUGGGUUGGCGAAUUUCUUUUCGAGGCCGAGCGGAGGGUUGGUUUCUGAUAGGAUGGGGAGAAGGUUUGGGAUGAGAGGGAGGCUGUGGGGGUUGUGGGUGACGCAGACAGUGGCUGGGUUGUUGUGCUUGUUACUCGGGCGAGUCAACUCGCUCUGGGGAUCCAUACUUGUCAUGUGUGCCUUCUCUGUCUUUGUUCAAGCAGCCGCGGGCCUCACGUUUGGUGUGGUUCCCUUUGUGUCCAAAAGGUCACUAGGUGUGGUAUCUGGGAUUACAGGCAGUGGAGGGACUGUAGGGGCGGUGAUAACCCAGCUGUUACUGUUCUCAGGCCCUAAGUUCUCCAAGCAGACAGGCAUUUCUCUGAUGGGUAUCAUGAUGAUUGUGUGCACUCUCCCAGUCUCCCUUAUCUACUUUCCUCAGUGGGGUGGAAUGUUCUGUGGCCCUUCCUAUGGCUCUGAUGAUCGUCUCAAUGGACCAGAAACUGAUGAAACAAACCAUUAUCGCUUGCUCAAAUAAAGAAUUUAUCUAACACGGCCUUCAUUUCAUUUGAGCCUCAAGUUUCAUAUGAAGCAAGUACAAGUUGAUCCAAUUAUGUAAAGUGGUCACGUACAGUUACUGUAAAGAGCAAGCUUGUGAAUGUUCAUAUGAAUUAGCCUUUCUGAAGAAAA